Chrysemys picta bellii (western painted turtle) is the source of this 3509-nucleotide messenger RNA. The record is from RefSeq and is a predicted model, not a curated record. Lineage: Eukaryota; Metazoa; Chordata; Testudines; Emydidae.
CGCACUCGGCGUUGACCCUGUCUCCUGUGUUGCCAGGUCCCGGAUAGUGGCGGCCAUGCCGGUCCUUAAGAACCCCUACAAAUUGAAGAUGGCCACGGCCAACAGGGCACCGGGCGGCACCGGGGAGCUGAUCCUGGCCCAGGAGAGCAGCACCAACCCCUUCGAAGAGGAUCUGGAGGAGAACUCGGGGGACUCUGUCCUGGGGGAGCAGAACCCCUUCCUGGAGGAGGCAGAGGAGGAGGAUGGUGGCUUUGAACGUGACAUCAUCAACGGCAGCCUGGAUCGGCGCCGGGCGACGCGAGAGAAGCUGGCGGGCCUGUCCCCCUUCCGGCUGGGCAAGGGCAAGAAGGGGGCGGGCAAAGAGAAGGCUCCUGCCGGGGACAAGGGGCCCGACCGGCGCCCCUUCCUGGGCCUCGGGUCCCUGGAGAAGCGGAAGGUGCGGCGCUGCUCCGAGGACUUCCGCCUCCUGCAGCUCUUGAACGGGCGGCGCAGGGAGAGCCAGGGCGGGCCGGAGAGCUCCCCGGCCGAGCGCGAGGGUGUCCCCGACGCCGGGAAGCGAAUGAACUUCCUCAAGCUGGGCCUGGGGGGCCGGGCGCGCCGGGCCUCGCUGGUGGACAAGCCCAGCCCCACCGAGGCCCCGGAGCCGGCGCUCGCCGCCCAGGAGGUGGAGACCGAUGCCAAGGCCCAGGAGCCUCUGUCAGUGCUGGAGAUUCUGAACCUGAUUCAGCAGCGGGACCUGCUGGCGGCAGACAAGCACAUCAUCGAGCUGGAGGUGGAGUGCGGGCGGGAGGGCCCCCUGAGCGGCGAGGCCGGGGCCGGCAGCCGCAAGGCCAAGGACGUGACGCUGCUGUACGAGGCCCUGCUCCAGCAGCUGUGGGCUAUGCUGGCUGAGGCCCUGGCGGCCCGAGGCACCUACCCGGCCCUGGAGCUGAUGGUGCGGGUGAUCGAGCAGGAGGAGGCCGCGGACCGGCGGUGGCUGGAGGUGCAGGGGGGCGGCGCGGGGCCCCGGCCCCGGGCCAUGCGCCGCAGGUGGGCCGAGGCGGUGAAGCGGGCGGUGGGCGAGCGGCUGGGCCAGUGCGCGGAGGACAGUGGCGGCCCCCUGGCGGGGCACGUGGAGCGCCUGACCCGCUGCUUGGUGGAGGACCUCAGCGCCGUCAGGACCCACCUGCUGCCGGCGUAUCCCCCCGAGUACCAGGCCCUGGACGUCUACGCCCGCAGCUACCAUGAGGGGCUGGCCCAGCUGCUGGGCAGCAUCGCCCAGAGGAACCUGUCCAUCGCCGAGCUCUACUUCCUCCUGGAUUGGCACAGCAACACCUACCCCAGGGAGGUGCUGGGGCGGUUGGACAUCGCCCCACUGCUCAGCGCCCACGAGCUAGAGCCCCUGCUGCCCCCCGAGACCCGGCGCCGCUUGGAGGAGGCCUGCGUUGCGGCAGUGAAGACCAAGAUCGUGGCAGACAUGAGCCGGGAGCUGCGGGAGGAGGAGCAGCGCUGGGCACAGGAGCCUGGACAGGACCACAGCCAGCUGGAGCUGUCCAGCCGGGUGAUCUCUGUGCUGAAGGCCCAUGUGGACAAAGCCCCCCAGAUCACGCCGGAGUUCGGGGAGCAGAUAGUGCUCUGCUGUCUGACUGGUCUGGCCGAGUUCCUGCAGAGCUUUCAGAGCAAGGUGGAGCAGUUCCACGAGGGGCCCGGCAAGAGCGGCCCCCCCACCGACAGCUAUGUGGGCAGGACCAUCGCGCUCGUCAACUGCUGCCCCCCCUUCAGGUGCAGGGCCCCCAUACCUUUUGCCUGCCCAGGGCUGGGGGGUGGCAGACCUGGGUGCUGGGGUGAGCCGGCCCAUCCCCCUGCCCGAGUCCAGGGGCCUACAGAGCCUGUAGCAGGCACCCUGCGUCCCCUGGUGUGGCUGUGCCUGCCCCCAAGCCCCGCAUUGGGUCCCUUGUGGCCAACGUCUGGCAUCAGCAACUGUCAGAGCCAGGCGGGGCGAGGCCGCAGAGGCCCUGGGGGUGCCCGGCUCUGCCCUGGCGCUGAGGCUGGCCUCUCCUUUCAGCCCUACUUCCCCAAGCUGAUGAAGAGGAAGUGGCUGACCAGCUCGGAGAGCUUCGACGCCAUCAUCGCGCUGCUCACGGACUACACUCAGAAGCUGCGGAAGAUGCAGCCAGAGCCGUACGAGGUGCUGGUGAACGAAGUACACCGGUGGGUGCUGCUCCAGUACGUCCGGCCCCUGCUGCAGGUCCGGCUCGUCUGCAGCUCGAACAAGAUGAGAGGCAAAGUGGCGGCCCGGCUGGAGGACGAAGGCCGCCAGCUGCAGGAGCUCUUUGGCCAGCUGAACUCGACCUCAUCCUGGCUGAAUGAAGUGGUGCCUCACCUGGCCGAGAUCCUGCGGCUGGAGGACACGCCUUCCAUCCAGAUGGAGGUGGGGAUGCUGGUGCGGGACUUCCCUGACGUCCGGAAGAAGCAUGUGGCGGCCCUGCUGGACGUGCGAGGCCUGCGGGGCCAGACGCAGCGCCAGGAGAUCUUGGCUGUGGUGAAAGACCUGGAGCUGGGCAAGGGCGAGGUUCCAGAGUGCCGGGAGCGGACCUUCUUCUCGGAGAUCCCCGCCGCCCGUGAGGUGGGCUGCUUCAGCGGGGCCCUGCCACGCCUGCCGCCCGUGCACCACGCCUGCCUGGGCUGGCUGCGCUGGGGGUGCCUGGGUCCCGCGCCUGAUACAUGCCAGCCCCAGCCCAGCGAGCAUGAGGCGGACAUCCAGGUGUGACCCAAGCCAGGACCCAGCCCCUGAGCCGCGCCAGUGAGCAGCUUCCUGUAUCCUGCUGGCCCCAGGCCACGUCACCCAGCCUGCACCCAAAGACCCGGUCCUGACAGCUGGGUGGGUGAGGCCGGGACACAGGCAUCCAGCCUUGCUACCUGUGAGCCCCCCUCAGGCCCCAGCGCUUCGGUCCUAAACUCACACUGGUGCCCAGCGCUGCCCCCGAGCAGGGGGUUUCGGAUGUUCAUUUAUGGCAGCCCUCCCCAGAGAUGCACUUGGGCCCUUCGCGUGGGGCUGCAGCUGCUGGGGCAAGGCCAGGCCUGUGGGUGGGACAUGCUUGGGGGGGUGUUUGACCCUUUGUGCCCGCUGGCCAUGCCACCUCCCACUGGGGCUGGUAGCCCUUCUGCCCUGCUCCCCUCCAGCUGCCCCACCUCCCAGUGCCCACCCGUGGGGUAACACCAUACCCCCCAGGGUCCCUCCUGGCUGUGACUUGCCAGCCCCCCAGAGGAUCCAGCCACUACUGACCCCCUGAGCAGCAGCUGCAACUGGGUCCGUGCCAGAGCCCUGGGCGCUGGAGCCAGGUGUGGUGCCCACCCCCACGCCCCCACAGCAUAGGCCCAGGGCAGGAAGGGGCUCAUUUCACCCAGUGGGGGCUCUCUGCAUAGCCCCCCUCCCCAGGCUGCCUGGUUAUGGGGUGGGGUCUGGCUCACCCAGGGCUCGAGUUCAGUCUGUAACUGUAUGAUAAGGAAUAAACAUUAAUUUAAAGGCU